GAGGCGGCUGCAGGAGCUGCAGGCGCACGCGAGGAGGAUGGAGACGUACGUCCAGAGCUACACCUCGCAGAGGUCCCAGUUGACGGAGUCCAUCCGCAUGCACAACCGCCCCUCGGCCAUUGCCGGCAGGGAACGGCGGAAGAUCAUCGCCAGGGGCAGGCUCGGCUUCGAGGUGCUGCGCAGCUUCCUGAAGCGCCGCUUCGGGAAAGCCCUGCGGGCCUGGCGGGCCGUGGACCAGUCGGGGAGGCUCGCCAUUGGCGAAGCGGAGUUCUACCGUGCCUGUGACAAGGUGGGCUUCCAGCCGCCGAAGCUCGUAGGGUUGCGGGACGUGUGGCAGUACAUCGACCAGGACACGAACGGCCUCUUCGACUUCUGCGAGUUCAGCCCAGAGGUGGCGGGCGAGCUGAUGCACUUCAAGCUGUGGGUCGACCAGCGGUUCGGCGCAGGCAUGGCCGGCAUUCGCCGGAUGAUCAAGAGGAUGGACGCAAACAAGAGCGGCGCGGUUUCCGAAAAGGAAUUUGUGGAUACGUGCGAGAGGAACAGCCCCGGCUACGACCUGGGGAGGGUCAAGGCGUCCAAGAUCUUCGGGCAUCUCGAUUUCGAGAACAAGGGGAUGCUGACCAUGGAGCAGCUGGAGGUGCUGCAGACCUGGCGGCCGCCGAUGCACAGGCUGGGCCAGGCCAACCCGGCGGCGCUGGAGACGCUGCGGGCGCAGCUGCGCGAGUACCACGGGGACUCCGAGCUGCGCGCGUGGCGCUACGGC
Prorocentrum cordatum is the source of this 763-nucleotide messenger RNA. NCBI's taxonomy places the organism in Eukaryota, Dinophyceae, Prorocentrales, Prorocentraceae. The record is from the annotation of a GenBank genome assembly.